UGAACCUCCAGCAAGAGCAAGAAGCCACUCGCUGCCAAUUUGUUUUUUUUUUUAUCCCUCUAGUUUUUGUUGAGGAUGUGAUCGAGAGAUUUCUCGUUUGUUAACCGCCAUAAGCUCGAAGAAGAAGAAGAUUGAUCGGGAGCGCCCGUUUGUCGCUCUCCUCGCGACUGGUGCUCGUCAAGCGCCGCUUUUCUGUUGAGCUUCUUUCGGCAACACUUCCUGCCGACGAGUUCCUCAAACUUUUCAGGAGGCGGAGGAAACUUAAAAACAAUAAGUCCCCCCCCUCCAAAAAACCCCCCAAACAAACCCAGAAGACUUUCUCGCCGUCGUCUUGACAGCAGAAGCCAAAAGUCUGCACAGUUGUUACUCGGAACCGGAGAUGUAUUAUUAUCGCUAUGACAACGCCGAGGUCAGCUGCUGCUACAAGUACCUCAUGUUUACAUACAACGUCACCUUUUGGCUGGCCGGCGUGGUCUUCAUCGCGGUGGCUUUUUGGGCGUGGAGCGAAAAGGGGGUCCUGCUGGACCUGGCGCAGGUGACCCGUCUGCGAGGUUUGGACCCGGUGUGGUUGCUGCUGCUGGUGGGCGCCGUCACCUUCGUCCUGGGCUUCGCCGGAUGCGUGGGAGCGCUCCGAGAAAACAUCUGCCUGCUCAAGUUUUUUUGCGGCGCCAUCGGCGUGAUCUUCCUGGCGGAGCUGGCGGUGGCCGCGCUGGCCCUGCUUUUUCAGAGCCAGGUGCGAGAAUGGAUCAACGGCUUCUUCCUGGCCAACGUCAAAGCGUACCGAGACGACAUCGACCUGCAGAACCUGAUCGACUCGCUGCAGAGGACGAACCAUUGCUGCGGCGCGCAGCGUCCCGAGGACUGGGACGUCAACGUUUACUUCAGCUGCAACGGAACGCAUCGCAGCAGGGAGAAAUGCGGCGUUCCGUUCUCCUGCUGCGUGGCCGACCCCGCCGACUCGGUGUUGAAUACGCAGUGCGGCUACGACGUGAGAACGAAAGCCAAGGCCGAGUGGCCGGAUCACAUUUAUGUGAAAGGCUGCAUUGCGGCGCUGGAAGACUGGUUACCCGCAAAUCUUUACACGCUGGCCGUCGUCUUUGUCGUCAUCUCGCUGCUGCAGAUGGUGGGCAUCUACCUGGCCAGGUCGCUCAUCUCCGACAUUCAAAAGGUGCGAUCCUCUUACUGAUUGAGGAGGCGGCGGCGGCGGCGGCGGCUCGUUGAUGGCGAUGGACGGCGAUGACCGCUCGAGCCUUUUAGCGCCUUCUCGCCGCAGCCGUCGCGCUCCGCGGCGAAAGGCUGAAGUCACGUUCCCAAAAAAGCCGAGCGAGAUCACUCGGCUGUGCGGCGCCCUUCCGAGCGAGGCGAAGGGCCGGCGUGACCUGACGUGACCCGUCGGUUUGACACACUGGAUUCCCCAAGCUCCGCCCUGUGGCUCAAUGUGAACCAUUUGCGCCGAUUAAAGCCACUUUUCCAUGCGC
This is a messenger RNA of Hippocampus zosterae (dwarf seahorse), 1478 nucleotides long. RefSeq names its product tetraspanin 14 (gene tspan14). The record is from RefSeq and is a predicted model, not a curated record. Lineage: Eukaryota; Metazoa; Chordata; Actinopteri; Syngnathiformes; Syngnathidae. Gene Ontology annotation, cellular component: membrane. Bases 380 to 1186 code for a protein of 268 amino acids. Gene Ontology annotation, biological process: protein maturation; protein localization to plasma membrane; regulation of vascular endothelial growth factor signaling pathway. The transcript has 9 exons.